UUUCUCGCGAGACGGGCACUACAAAAAUGUACACAAACUUUCUGGUUGUCAAGAUAAUCAUUCCCAAUGAAUAAAGCGAUAAUAGUCAUCCAAGUAAAUUGACACAUAAAAGAGUCCAAAAGAGAAAAUAAUAUCGGUGACGAUGCCUCAGAAGUUAUCUUUCAAAGUGAUCCAUGCGUCCGGACAAGAUGAUGUGUGCAGAGCAUCAGAACUUAACUAUCAUAGUCCACUGACCAAAGGAUGGCAAUCUGCAAGAUAUUGUUUGUACCCUCAAGAUCUUGUUAUACAACUGGACAAAAGGGCAAGACUCAGGAAAAUACAAGUUCUCUCACAUCAGUUUGACAUUGCAACAAGAAUAGAGAUAUUUGUUGGUGAUGUUCCCGACGGGAUGCCUCUUGUUCUUGACAAUGCAAGAUAUACCAGACUUGGCUAUGUAUCCUUAUCGGACAAUGAGAAAACCGGUUUCAAGGCACGUGAGCUGAAGUCAGUAACGGUGGAUGCAGUUGGCGUGUUUUUGAAGUUAAAUAUACACAAGAACCAUAUCAACAAAUAUAACCUUUACAAUCAAGUUGGUCUUGUUGCCAUCAACGUGAUCGGCGACCAUAUCAGGAAAGGACUUGAAGAUGUUGAUGAUUUGGAUAUAUAUGGAGAACAAAGGAAAUUACUGGAAGAUCCUAAUGCAGAGGGACUCUAUAAUAGACCAGACUAUAUCUCGCCGCUGGAUGAUUUAGCCUUUGAUAUGUACCAGGAUCCUGAAAUUGCCCAGAUCAUCAGAAAAUUAGAGAAGAAAAAACAAGAAGCUGUCCUCCAGGAAAGAUAUGAAUAUGCCAAAAAGCUUAAACAUACGAUUGGUGAACUUCAGAAGGUUGGAGAGAAGUUGGGUAAAUAUGAAGUGGAGAAGAGACAGGCUGUGGAGAAUGAAGACUAUGAUAAGGCAAAACUGAAGAAAAUACAAAUGGAUGAAUACAGACUGCAAAUAUACAAAGAUCUCAAUGUUAAAGAUUUACUCGAAACUACAGGGUCAAGGCAUCCACAGAAAAUUGACCUUGAACCUACACGUGGACCAACUCCACCACGAUUACUUGACCUACCUCGAUCCAGUCCGAGCCCACCACCCAGGACUCCGUAUGAUGAACGAAUAAUUCCAGCAAUGAAAAGCCAACGAGCCCUAUCGCCUACAAGUCCGCGUGUAAGGACGCCAUACGAUGAACGACCUUUACCUAUUCAUAAUAAAGAAUCAGCACCAGUUGAAAGUAAUCUCAACACGUCCCCGAAAACCCCGUACGACGAACGACCCCUUCCUGUGGCAAGAACAAAACCCUCUGUGGUGGAAGAGGAACCCGUGGAGCCACCUCCGGACUCUGCCGGUGGAGGUAUAACCGGGGAAGCAGAACCAUUGUCCGAGAAGGAUAUGAGGGAGGCUUCUGCUGCCGUAGAUGUCUUUGGAGAACCUCUGGUAUCCAAAGCCUACUCUAAGACCUGGUCAUACAGAGAAGAUGCUCUGUUAGCAGUUUACAAACAGAUGCAGGAGCUGUCAACCGGGAGUAAAGACGAUGCUCGUACCAUGCUGCGUGCAUCCCUCUUCCUUAUCAAGAAAGCAAUAGCAGACAAAGUUUAUGCUGUGUUCAAAGCUGGUUUAAUGUUGCUGAAGAUGAUACUCACUGAAUUCAUAAACAAACACAAACUUGGAAAACAAGAUACAAUAACCACUGUGGAGAGAACUUUGCCAAAUUUACUGCACAAAAGUGGAGAUACUGCUGUAAGGAACCGAGAUGAUGCAAAGAAUUUUGUCUAUGAAAUGGCGGAGUUUCCAAAUGUGAAGCCUACGAUGGUAGUUCCUCAUGAGUGUGUUAAGCCGUGGAAAGGCAAUCCCGCACCUAGACUAGCUCAAAGCAGAUCUGAAAUUGUUGAAGCUCUGUAUGAACAACUGGGAAUUAAAGAUUCCAAAAGUGGUUUGACGGUAGACAAUAUUAUGAAUUUCUGUGUGGUUGUGCUACAGCAUCCGUCUGCUGAUGUUAGACUGGUGGGAGAGAGAAUAGUAAAAGCAUUAUACAAGGAAGUUGGUCAGCCAGUGAAAGAUUAUUUACCAGUUGACGACGAGAAAACACGUAAAAACACUAUGUGGAGAUUAUUGUUCGAAUACUUUGACCAGGUAGAUGGCAAACCAAGCAAAUCUGAUAUUAAGAGAAAGAAGGCAGAAGAAGAGAGUCGGAAGCAGCAGGAGAUUGAAGGUUUACAACGUCAGUUGCAACAGCUUAAAGAUAUGGCCUCUGGAAAGGCUCCUGUAGACGAGAAUGCAUUAAAGUCAGAACCUAAAAGAAGCAUCAAGAAACCAGGAAAAGCAGCACCAAAACCCAAACCAAAACCAGAGCCAGAUGAUGAUGCCUCUGUCUACAAUAUGGAUAAUAUAUGUAUAUUCUGUGGAGAGAAGAAUCCAAGUUUUACUGAGGAAGGUCUAGAUCUGCAUUACUGGAAGAACUGCCCUAUGUUGAAACGGUGUGCCAACUGCAAACAGGUUGUGGAAAUAGCCAGUUACACAGACCAUUUGCUGACUGAGUGUGAGGCAAAAUCAAACUACGCUAAGUGUAACCGAUGUACAGAAGCCAUAACAAAAGCAGAACAUGAACAGCAUGUUGCCGAGAAAGCUUGUAAUGCUGCCAAGGCAGGUAGUAAUCACUGUCCACUGUGCCACCAGAAUCACUUAAUGGGAGAAGACGGCUGGAAAAACCACUUGAUGGCAAAGGAUGGUUGUAAACAAAACCCUAGACGUCUGCUGGCACUCAAUAAACCUCAAGGUAAAGCUGGUGGAGCCACUACGAGAGGGAAACCUGUAGGAAAGGGUGUAAAGAAAACACCAAGAUAAAAGCCCACACAUUGAUAUUUCAUAAAGUGCUUCAGUAACCAUGGCAACCAUCUUAGUUAGGGAAUAGAUCACACAUGGACUCUCAACUAGAACUAAGAACACAUGAUACAGCCAAAUGUUGAUAAACUACUUCUAUGCAAUUAAAAAUUUUCUGUGAAAUUGUGUCAUACCAGCACAUACGCAGAGUAACCUGUGGGAGCGGAAAACCCUCUGGACUUGAGAAAGUGUCCAGUUGUGAGACAUCUCUAGUACACAUUAGUUUCAUUGAAUUUUACAUCUGUUCAGGAAUAUUUAAACAUCUUUGACCCAUCUGUUAUAAAAUUUUGAUAUUUCCUUCCUUUUUAUGUUCUCAAAUGAUAAAUCUGGUGUUCAAGACUAGGUACAAAAUGUACAUUGUCUGAUAUUAUUUUAUCGUUACAGGUUGUGAGGUUGUGAAUUUGGUUUGAUUUAAUGUUAGAAAACAUUUACUGUUAAAUAGAGUUUCAUUUCUGUGUUCAUUGUUGGUACUUUUUCUGCUUGUACUGAAUAUUUCUGUACUCCUACUUGACAUUAUGUGUCAGCAUGUUCUUUAGUAAAUAUUAAACAGCUAAUUGUGAGAUGGUGAGGUGAAUAUCCAAGCUUAUGGACCUAGACAAGCUGAUAUUUGGCCAAGGUGAAUAUCCAUGUCUAUUGACCUAACCAAGGUGAUAUUCGGCUAAGGUGAAUAUCUCCUUAAUCAAGUCCAUAGUCCUGAAUAUUUACCAGUAUCUUAGUACAAAAAGUUUCUUAUUUUAUGAUUAUACUCGCUGAAAACAAGAUGUAUGUGGUCAGUAUCUACUGGUAAUUAAAAUUGAUGCUAGAUUAUUUUUUAGGCAGGCGAUUUUCGUUUAUUAACAACUCAUCUAUAUAAUUUCUGGAUCUGCUAGGAUAAUGUUCAUAAUAUAUAACUGUGACAUUUUACGAAAUAAAUGAUAAACACUUAAGCAGAAUUCUCAAUUCAUAAAAUAAAGAACUUUAUUUGAUAUCUUGCUGUAGCAUUAAAUUAGUAUUUGAUUUU
Molecule: messenger RNA, 3899 nt
Organism: Mercenaria mercenaria
Lineage: Eukaryota; Metazoa; Mollusca; Bivalvia; Venerida; Veneridae
Product: centrosomal protein of 104 kDa-like
Exons: 29
Coding region: 143-2863 (906 amino acids)
Cellular component (GO): cilium
Molecular function (GO): protein binding
Source: RefSeq, a predicted model, not a curated record